AAAAAAAAAAAGACAGGCUCCCAUCAUGCAUUGCGGCGCGCCAGAUUGAAGUUUUGUUUACAACGCGGCUCGUUUCGGGCACGGAUUUAUAAGAAGUAAACCUGCACUUUAAAGUAUUUUACACUUAAUUUCAAAAGAGAGACCCGUUUGCAUGUUGUUUGUUACGUAUUUUUUGUUAUGGGUUUUUGCUAUUCUGUCCUUAAAGUCAAAGUAUCGGCUCUAAAAGCGACUAGAAAUCUACCAGAAGUGUCCACAACGAAUACGGCGAUCCGCUUUUCCAAUCAAAAUGAAGUGACAGCAAUUUAAAACGACAGAUUAAACAUUAUUUCCUGUAAACGUGGCCUGGUCGGUGAGUUUUUCUCUCCACAAUGAGCAGCAGUCCUGUACCGAGCAGUGAUGAAACUAAACCUGGAGGAAAGUUUGAGGAUUUGUGGAGGCAGCUCGGGGACUGUCACCAAAAUGCUUUUCAAGAAUUGGAAGCCAAAAUAGCCAAGCUGAAAAAGGAGCGAUGUUUAGACGCUCAGAGACUCGAGGUGUUUUUUAAUCGUAACCAGCAACUGAAAGAACAAAACAAAAGCUUACAGGACACUAUCAGUGGUUUAGAGGAAAGACUUCGAGCUGGAGAGUGUGAAAGAUGCACCAUUUUAGAAGACAGCUUGAAAAACAUCGAAGAUCAUAAUACAUUUCUUAUUAACAAACUAAAGCAAGAGAAAAAAGUCCUUGAAGAUAACAACAAGAAGCUAAAUGCAGAGCUUGAAAAACUGAAUAAAGCUGGUUUUGAUUGUCAGCGGUCUUCAUCUCCAGAGCCAGACGACUGCUUUAUCCCAGACUCUCCUGUGAUGUCCAGUUCACUCCCAGCUGCAAACAAACUCAAAAAACGCAAAAAUGUCGAGAAAUCAAAGUUUGUCCGUUAUGUGGAGAGACCGCUACAAAGAGCUCACACCUCACUGUUUAUCGAAGCUGAAAAGGACCCAGAAGCGCAACAAAAUCCAGUGCUGGUGCCAAAUACUUGUGAUCUUGAAGCUUCUCAAAUGGAUGGAGAUCUGAAUUCAGAAGAUGUGGUAGCAGAGACUUGCCGCCUGGAUCUUCUACCUCAUCGUGUGAAAAAAGAAGAUCCUGUGAACCAGCAGCACAGUCCUGAGACUUUAUUUCAAUCUAAACUUCACACAAAACCUUUGAAGAACCACAGUCCAGACUCCACCACAGACCGGUCCCCAUCACUGAUGCCUCGAAACAAGCGCUUUUCCAGUGACAGUUUUAUCAUCAGCAACAUGGCAAAAAGAAAGAAAGAGGAAAGCCAAAUGGAAAACAAGGAGGAAAAACAAGAUGCUCCUCAAAAAGUGGAGAGGAAACCAAAACUAGAACAAUCCACUCUUCUGAAUGAAAGCUGUAAAGUAAAUGCCAAGAGUCAGUCUAUUGAGGAUGAAACCCUAAUUGAGAACCCAAACAUACCUUAUUUGAGUCCUGUUUUUAAGAAGCCAAAUGCAAAAAUAAAACCACAAAAAGACGUCAGAAAUUGUAACCCACUCAAAGAUAGGAAUAGGUCAUGUCAAACCAACAGUGAAAAUUCUCCAAGAGAAUUUAAAAUUGAACCAAUGUGGAGUAUUGACCCAGCACUCGCCCUUGAAAUGUACGAGAGUGAACAAGAGACUAAUGAGAUUUUAUUUCUGUUUUGUAGGAAAAAGAGGAAAAAUACAUGGACUCAGACUGCACUUGGAUUAGUCACAGCCUUCAUCAGGGACGGGCAGAAAAUGAAGAAGACUUACGUUUGUGACUUAGGUCAUAAGACAAAUGAUAGUUUGGACCGAAUGUUUGACACCAGCGCCUGUGGAGAUUAUAAGUCAUACACCACUUUACCUAUAGAAGACCAACCCAGUGACCAAGAUGAGGAGAAGGAUAGAGAGGAGGAAGAGGGGGGUUAUGAAGAUGAUGGUGAAAAUAGUAUGAACAGAAGAAAACCAGGCCAACCAGCCUUUGCUCAUGUGGCUGUGAUUCGUAAGAAAGACGAACGCAGAAAACUCAAAGGGACGACCUGCAAGGAGUGUGAAGUUUAUUAUGCACAUCUUCCAGAGGAGGAGAGACACAAAAAGCUGUCAAACUGCUCCAGGCACCGGUUCCUCUAUAUUCCUCCCUGUACUCCUGAGAACUUCUGGGAGGUUGGAUUUCCAUCUACACAGACUUGUAUAGAAAGAGGUUAUAUCAAAGAAGACAAAAAUCCUCAGUCACGCUUACGGAGGAGACAGCCUUUCAAUGCUUUAUUUUCCCCAAAAGGUAAAAAGCAAGAAAAAUGAGUCCAAAAGCAUUGGGCUAAAAUAUAAACAUAUGAUUCUGUCUCUUUUAAUUAUUAUUUUUUUUAGUUUAAAAUCCCUGUAAAUUGUGAAAAUGACUGGUGAUGUAAAUAAAAAUUACUACUGAUAAUAAUA
Boleophthalmus pectinirostris (great blue-spotted mudskipper) is the source of this 2423-nucleotide messenger RNA. RefSeq names its product retinoblastoma binding protein 8 (gene rbbp8). Gene Ontology annotation, biological process: DNA double-strand break processing involved in repair via single-strand annealing; double-strand break repair via homologous recombination. Gene Ontology annotation, cellular component: site of double-strand break. The transcript is spliced from 18 exons. The record is from RefSeq and is a predicted model, not a curated record. Lineage: Eukaryota; Metazoa; Chordata; Actinopteri; Gobiiformes; Gobiidae. Gene Ontology annotation, molecular function: single-stranded DNA binding; flap-structured DNA binding; damaged DNA binding. Bases 369 to 2291 code for a protein of 640 amino acids.